This is a messenger RNA of Vitis riparia (riverbank grape), 1245 nucleotides long. Its product is annotated as F-box/kelch-repeat protein At1g57790-like. Lineage: Eukaryota; Viridiplantae; Streptophyta; Magnoliopsida; Vitales; Vitaceae. The record is from RefSeq and is a predicted model, not a curated record. The transcript has a single exon. Bases 1 to 1245 code for a protein of 414 amino acids. Gene Ontology annotation, molecular function: protein binding.
AUGGCUUCUCACUCCAUUGUUACCCAUGAUACAAACAGAGAGAGAAAAAGAAAAAGAAAGACGAGUCAGCGGUCAUGGUCGGAUCUCCCUGAAGAUAUACUACGGUUAGUAGUCCAACGGUUAUACUUAGUUGAUCGAUUCCACCUACGUCAAGUUUGCAAGAAUUGGCUACUAACACCCAUCCAUGACAUUGCAUCUAUUGAUAAAUUGCCAUGGGUAUUGAAUUAUUGCUUUUCACCUCAUCGUACCAUAUGCUCACUCUCUGACCCUUAUCGUAAGCUGCCUUACAUUAUAGAAGAGGAAAGGGGGUGGGACGAUGAAAGGGGGUGGAUACCGGCAGGGAGCUUGUUGUUCCGUGCAACAGCCUAUGCUUCAAGAUAUGGUUGGGUGCUUUUCUCUGAAAAGAUUAGACAAGUCGUCCAUUCUACUUUGUAUCAUGUGCGUCAGUAUUAUGUUUAUAAUCCUCUCACUAAAGAUAUCAUAUCACUGCCUAGACUAGAGUUGCCACAAAAUGACUAUCAUGAUGAGCACUUCGCCACCUUCUCCUCUAAUCCAACUUCUCCUGACUGUCUGUUCGUUGUGCCCACCCUAUGUAAUAGGGGCAUAUAUUUCUUCAUCAGCACAUACGCCGUUGGGGACAAAACAUGGAAGACUCAUAAAUUUAUUUGUCGAUAUCCAUACUAUUUCUCUUUCUCUACUCAUGAUAUGGCCUACAUGGAGGGAAGUUUUUACUGUUAUAAUAGAGAAAAAGAGUUGUCAUCCUUCCAUAUUGCUACGCAAGAGUGGAGGCUGCUUUCGAAUGAACCCCCCUUGUCCGAUGAAUGGAAAUUUACGCGCUAUUUUGUUGCAUAUGGUGGGCAUCUGCAUCUAGCAUAUCUCACCAAAUUAGAGGGUGAUGCGGCGCCUGGGUGCAAUAUAUUCAGGUAUGAUUGGUUGGAUGGGACUUGGAAAAAGAUGGAAAGCCUGGAGGGUGGAGCAUUGUUUCUUGGGAAGCCUUCGUUUGGGUUUACAGGAGGAGAGCAAACAAAAAUGGUUGCAAACAGGGUGUACUAUUUCUCUUCCCACACCUCCCGGCCCAGCUUCCUCGUCUACGGGUCGGCAGGUAUGGAAGAGAAGUCCGACAAGUCCGUGUGCUCCCAGACCUCCCAGAAUAAAAUAUAUUACGACUCGUGGCCAGAGAAAAGUAAGAGUUUGGGUGAGAGCGGAAGUCGGAUGUGGAUGGAACCUCCUUCCUCGAUGCCUUAA